AUGGCGCCCCAACCCACCAUUAAACUGUCGCUGUACUACCGCAAGCCACCGCCACAUCCGGUCGGUAUCCCGAUCUUUCCCGAUCGGUUCCAGGCCCAAGUGUUCAAGCCCAUCCUCGACAUCUUCGGGGUGACAAAUUAUGACCAAAUCAGGUUUGAUUUUCGCUUCGAGGUGCUGCGGAUGUUCCGUCAGCAACCGGAGCUGAUGGAGGUCGAGCCGCUCCUCACGAAGAUGGACGACUAUUUCGGCAACGUGGGACUGGACGAGCGACACAAGAGACACGCGAAGGGAUACCUCCUGUAUCUCCUGAUAUGA
This is a messenger RNA of Tricharina praecox, 315 nucleotides long. RefSeq lists its product as uncharacterized. Bases 1 to 315 code for a protein of 104 amino acids. The record is from RefSeq and is a predicted model, not a curated record. NCBI's taxonomy places the organism in Eukaryota, Fungi, Ascomycota, Pezizomycetes, Pezizales, Pyronemataceae. The transcript has 3 exons.